Molecule: messenger RNA, 3749 nt
Organism: Heteronotia binoei (common prickly gecko)
Lineage: Eukaryota; Metazoa; Chordata; Lepidosauria; Squamata; Gekkonidae
Gene: BEND7
Product: BEN domain containing 7
Exons: 9
Coding region: 118-1389 (423 amino acids)
Molecular function (GO): DNA binding
Source: RefSeq, a predicted model, not a curated record
GCGGCCUGCCUGCCGGCCGGGCGCGCUGUGAGGAGGAGCCUCCCCUCGGCCCAGGCGGCGCUCCGGCCUCCAGCCGCAAAGUUUGCGGCGAAACUUCUCGCCCUCGCCGGGCCGGAGAUGGAGCUGGGCGAGAGGAAGCGGAGCAGGAAGUCCCGCAGCUUCAAGCUGCUCCCGCCAGAUUACCAUCACGAGGCAUACAAGAUAUCUGACUACAGUAAUGAUGUUAACGGAGAGACCAAUGAGGUGCAACCAUUCCAUUUAGGAGAUGAAAGCCGAGAAAUUAAAAAACAAAUUACAGGGAUGAGAAGGUUACUGAAUGACAGUACUGGAAGAAUCUAUCAACGGGUUGGCAAAGAGGGAGAGAAGCUGAAGGAAGAACCCCAGGAUUUAGACUUGGCCUGGACUCCACGCCUGAACCCCUCUGCAGAUACCCAAGCAAACCAUCCAUCUCCAAGUGGUGCAUGGAAUGAAGUAGCUGCUCAGACAAGCCACUUUUCAGGACAGUAUGGAACUCGUUCCAAAACAUUCCAAAACCAAGCAAGAACUGUGGGUGCCAAUGGAGAAAUUCCAGUGGCUAAUUCCUCAGCUGGCUCUAACUGCUGCACUUGUAACUGCCAGCCAGCAUUGCAGGCCAUUCUUCAAGAGCUUAAGACCAUGAGAAAGAUAAUGCAAAUUCAAGCAGUUGCUGCUCAGAACAGACAUCAGCCUUCCAUUCCUUUGGUCAGUGCUCAGAAAUCAACAGUGUCAAGGAAGAGAAAUAAAAAGAGAAAAUUGCCCCCAAAGACUAUUGAACCGCUUACUGUGAAUAAGAAACCCAGCACUAUUGAAAAUGAAAAAAAGCUGUCAGCAAAAACUGGAGGGUCUAGCCUAGAAGCAUCUGAAUCCUCUUUGAAAUUGGAGCCGCAGGUUUCAGGAUUUGGAAUCAUCCUUGAGUCGUCAGCUUCCGAUCCAGAAGUGCAGCUUGCUGAGGGCUUCGACGUCUUCAUGCCCAAAUCCCAACUGGACUCUAUCUUAGCCAAUUACACUCGCUCAGGAAGCCUGUUGUUUCGAAAGUUGGUAUGUGCAUUUUUUGAUGACAAGACCUUGGCCAACUCCUUACCCAAUGGCAAGAGGAAAAGAGGCCUCAACGAUAACCGAAAAGGACUAGACCAAAAUAUUGUGGGUGCAAUAAAAGUGUUCACAGAAAAAUACUGCACUGCAAACCAUGUGGAUAAACUGCCUGGCCCAAGAGACUGGGUGCAGAUUCUGCAGGAUCAGAUCAAACUGGCAAGAAGACGGUUAAAAAGAGGUUCAGCAGAGACAACAGACUGUGAGGAGAAACUGGACGCUUCUCUACUGCAAACAGGUAGCCUCUUUGAAGCUACACGCUGUGUGCCAGUGUUUCAUUAGCAGAGCCUCCAUCUUUAAGUCUCAGCAAGAUACCAGCAACCUUUUCAAACUACUUCAGUAUCCAUAUUCUACUCCAUCAUGGCCUCAGUCUUGCAUUAUUGCAAUGCUUCUGUAACUGGGAGAAUGAAGCAGCCAAAUCAGUUCCUUUUUUAAAAAUCAGCAGCGAGGACAGUGUGCAGUUAAUCUAGUAACCACUCUUAUAGAACAGAUUUUGCCUUUAUAAUUGUGUUUUCAAUUAAACUAAGAAAUAUAAACAUGGUUAGAAGCCUCUUGUCCUUUUAGGAGAGAGCUCUGAAGGGGGAAACCCCCUCUCCAAUGCAUUUUAUUCUGAAUCAAGAAAUUACCAAGUUUUAGUGACUCCAUUAAUUCUCGUUUGUUCUGGGACUGCUCCCCCCCAUUUGUGAUUCCUUUCAUUAGUUAAGAGGGUAAAUUUCCAAAUAUUUUAAUCUGAAUCUGAUGCAAUCUCACUGUACGUUCGCUGUAAGAACCCCAUUAUUGGUUUUCCUGUGAUACCUGGUGUCUAGUAUUUGUGAAUGUGAAAGGGCUUGUGUUUGAUAUCAAGGGUUUUCAGACAUUUUAUUUGGCAGACCACCUGAUAGAAUGCUCUCUCCUUCAUUCCCCCUGCCCCACAGCUCUGCCUAGUUAAUUUUUUUAAAGAGUUAUUUCAAAUUUUGUCAAUAAAGUCUCCAUAAUACCCUCAUUACAAAGCUGAGCAGUGAUUCAUAAGUUGCUUUGAGCCACAAGGGAAGGCAGAAUAUAAAUAUUUUAAUCAAUAAAAACAUAUGUCAGAGGUUUAAGUGGUAGAGGUUAGUUUUCAUAUGGGUUUGUAUAGGCUAUGGAAUAGUCCGUUGAGAAGAGGAACAGAGUGAGGAGGGAGUAAAUAUGAAGUAGCCCUUACUUUAAAGAGCCCAUCCAGCAUUCCAGCUACACCAAAUGCAACAGAAAUUCUACUACAUCGUCUCCCUGAGCUAUAUAGCUUUUAUACACUUACCCAACCAAGGACAAUUGUCCUAUAAUGAAGAAGGUGCACGUGGAAUUGAUUUUACAAUCUUAUUUCUUCCCUUUAAAGAGAGAAGGAUUCUGCAUAUUGAGCUUCCACUCAUACAGAUCUACACUCUCCAUUGGAAUGUCUCAGUCAGAUACUCUGGCAGUUGGAUUGCCUUAGGUCAGAGGUAGUUCUGGGAAUAACCAAGAUUCAAAAUAUGUGCCAUGUCACCCUGUCUGUGGACCAUUGUACAAAACAGUUUUUAAGAGAAAAGAUGCAGGUAGUCACAUUGGUGUGUAACUAAAGCAAAAAGCAAAAGCCGUAUUAGAAGGCUUAAUGGAAGGACUUGCAGGGCUUUUGUUUUUGAAUGUUUAAGGAAGUGUUUUAAUCAUUUGCUAGCUACUUAAUACAUGUGUUGAGUUAAAUGUCUUUCAGAAUGUCUACAAUCACCAUUAUGUUCAUUUCCAUUCCUUAGUGUAAUGCAAGCAGUCUCUCCCACUCCGCCUAUAUUUUCAAUUUAUUUUGUUUCUGCUUUCACAAGGGAAGUUUGCAAAGAGUGUAAAGCUAUAUAUACACUGAUCUUUACAGUUCACAUACCAAAGCCUCACAGAUACUGUUUGAAACAGACAUGACCUAUGUGUUCCCCUUAUCUUUGAAGAACCAGGCUUUUGGGUAUAGUUAUUGUCAUGUUUGUUAAUGAAUGGUUCAGAACUGAGCAGUUCAUAGGUAGUUAUCGCAAGCACACGAAGAGACUGUGCUAUAAAUGCUUAUAAAGAACCCGUUGAUGUGCUUUACUCAGGCUGAAUAAUCACUUCUACUGCAGCUCAGUAACUAUGUUAUAGAGUUUUUAAAUUAAUGUGACCAAUUUAUUAUUGAGAUGUGGCCAUGUUUUCUUGAAGACAAGCUAAAUCCAAUGUGUGCUGCAGUCUUUAAAAAUGAAUUUCCUCCUCAAGACUGAUGAAAAUGUUUUGUUGUCAACAGGAUCUCUCAAUCUCCCCGGCAUCUUUAAAGUAAAUCUACGAAUAAGGUGUACUUCUGUAACUGUUAACUAACAGAAAUCAGCAUUUCUUUUGUAAAUCUUAAAACAACAAUUGUAUUUGUGUCUACUUAACUGUGACUACUGUUCAAACUUUUAUUCAGAAGUAUUUUUAUAGGUUUUAUUAGGAAGAUCAUUCCAUAUUUAGGUUAAACAGUGUCUCAGUCUUAUGUAUAUACAUGUUAUUAAUAUGUAAAUACUUAGCUAUUUUUUAAAUUACUAUGUUCUUAAUAAAACCAAGAAGGGACUAGUUGUGAAAUGGUGCAUAAAAUUGUGUUGUGUGUAUAAAUCUCUGGGAAUCCUUCUUUGUCAACAGUACAAUAAAUUGCUCUAAUUCAA